Messenger RNA from Magallana angulata, 1397 nucleotides. Its product is annotated as galanin receptor 2b-like. Bases 63 to 1010 code for a protein of 315 amino acids. The transcript is spliced from 2 exons. Gene Ontology annotation, cellular component: membrane. Gene Ontology annotation, biological process: G protein-coupled receptor signaling pathway. Lineage: Eukaryota; Metazoa; Mollusca; Bivalvia; Ostreida; Ostreidae. Gene Ontology annotation, molecular function: G protein-coupled receptor activity. The record is from RefSeq and is a predicted model, not a curated record.
UGGAGUUUGAUGGUCGGCUAUUUCCGAAGGUAAUUCAGAUAACAGGACAGAACAGCGAGAUAAUGAAUUCCACCAACGACAGUUUACCGAGGCCCGGUGCAAACUCAUUCCCAGUGCCCCUCUCCGUGACGCUAUUCAGCUUGGGAACAAUCGUCACUAUAGAGAACUGCAUAGUCAUGAUUGCUUGCAUAAGGAAUCUAAAACUCCGAAAGAACAUUCACCACAACCUAGUACUCGCCCUCUCCAUUGGAGACCUAUUUCUUGGCGUUGGGGCCAUUUGUACGGGGUUCCGUCUGACUAUACCUGUAUUAUCCGGGGUCCUCCCGCUCUGCAUAGGGAACGUUUUCCUGCAGGUCACAGGCGUGGCCAUGUCUCAUUUCCAGACAUUUUACAUCAGCUUCAACCGUUUUCUCGUCAUUACUGAGAGCCGUCUCAAUACGAUGAUGUUCGACGGAUACCGCAAGUACAUAGUAUACGCCAUCAGCUGGACAACUGUCAUGUCCUUUAAUGCGUCCAUUAUGGCACCGCUAGUUUCCUCAAAGAAACGGGUCUGCAAUGUGAAGACUGUGUAUGGGAACAACUAUGACAUAUUCCGACCCACAUUUCUCUCUUUCAACGCCGUCCUCUUAACUCUCACAAUCGUUUUCUACGUGCUGACUCUUUGGGGAAUCCGCCACCGCUACAGGAAGACUGCCCCUAAAUCCACUGUGACCGUGGAGUCCUCCCAGGACCAAUCCUCCAGCAACUACACAAGUAGUGGGAGCCAAAUAGAGAAAAUCAAAGCCAGGAGAUUCCUGAACUCCAUGAAACUCGUCAGCAUCAUCAUCAUUGCGUUAAUGGUCUUCUCUGGACCCAUUGUUUUCAUAAACUUGUCUCAAGAACGGUCCCAUAUUGUCAUCAUUAUGACGCUGUGCGCGGCGACCGUAAACUCCCUCAUCAACCCCAUCAUAUAUGGCCUGCAGAUUGAAGACUUAAAAAAUGAGAUCAAGAAGAUGUUUAAAUGCAAGUAGUACGGCUAUAUUCGAAUAUAAAGUUUCCGUGAGAUUUUUUUUAGGUGAAACUCAUCGAAACAAGAACACCAAAUCUGCAAAAAUUUUGCUCCAAGUUUCAACAUUUAAAUGCCAAGAAUGCCAUUUUUUUUAAAAAUACACACUUUGUAAAAGUUUUAUUACACAAUUUAGAAUUACGAAUUUUGAAAAAUGCAAGAUAACUCGAAACAACUCUUGCUAAAGGUUGGUUUGUAAAUCGCAAGCCUGACGAGUUCUGCUUAGAUGUUCAAAUCAUGAACGAUUACACGGGUUGUAUUAUGAGUGUAUUGUAAAAUUUAAUAUUGUCAUCAUGUCAGUAUUAUGAAAAAAAAAGAAAAUCAAAAUAAAUGUAUUCUGUUUUUGUUGUAG